AUGGCCUUGCGUUGCUCUGCACUGUCAUACUUCAAAGAUACGAAUGCCUCAAAUUUUUUUUUGCAGAAGUUAAAGUUUGUUUGCAGAGCAGAAGGAAAAGAUUUACGUUUGGAACGCGAGAAAGCAGCUUUUCGAGGAACACCGCGUUAUGCAAGCAUUACAGCUUUGAGCAUGAAAGAGCAGUCACGCAAGGAUGACAUUGAGUCUUGGUGGUACAUGAUUGUGGAAUUGAUGGUUGGCCAACUACCUUGGCAGGAUAUGCAGGUAAAAAUCAUGGAAAGAUGGAGAUUUGAACAAACUAAAAAGCAACAUUGA
This is a messenger RNA of Cylicostephanus goldi, 315 nucleotides long. NCBI's taxonomy places the organism in Eukaryota, Metazoa, Nematoda, Chromadorea, Rhabditida, Strongylidae. The record is from the annotation of a GenBank genome assembly.